Molecule: messenger RNA, 6422 nt
Organism: Petromyzon marinus (sea lamprey)
Lineage: Eukaryota; Metazoa; Chordata; Hyperoartia; Petromyzontiformes; Petromyzontidae
Source: RefSeq, a predicted model, not a curated record
UGUGGCCGGGCCGCUUCUGAAAAAGAGAUAUACAUUAUAGGUCAGUGGGCCUUACCUGGUAAAAAUAAAAAAAAUAGUUUAGUUUGAGUUUAAGACAUUUUUGGGCUAAGGCUGUUUGCCUCCUGUUAGCUACAGUCCAAUACUUUUGGCGAAUGUUUUGUUUUAUAUUGAGUGUUUGCAUUAUAUCGUUUAAAAAUGCAAGUCAGUGUUAAUCUUACUGACCCAAAAAAAUAGCAACUUGAAGUUCACACUAGAAUAAUUACAAUGCCUUCAUUGCAAUAUUAAUGUUGCUAUAUUUAUGAUAAUGAUGCGUGUAAAAGCUUCAUAAUAUCCAGACAUUUUCAUUGACAUGUUUGUCCAAUUCCCACAAUAAGGAGUGUUUAAUCGCAGGUCUCCUUUGAAAAAUAGCCUUGUGGGCUCAAUGGGUGCUCUUAUUCGGUUACAUCAUCAUCUAUUUACAUCAUAAAAUACUAAACCAUAAAACCAAUGCAAUAGCAUUAACGAAUGUAAUGCAAAGUUUAAUGUACAGCCCUUUGUCAUCCAUUACUAGAUGACCCACCCCAACUGGAUACUUGUGAACAAGAGCUUUGUAGCGCAUUGGAUUCCUCCAAUAUUAAUAAAUAUUAUGAUUCAAUGCCUUUCGGUUAAGGCGGUUGUUUUCCUGUAUAGUACUCCCAUCACGCUGGCCAGUGCAGGUUGGUGGAGGGAGUGACCCAAUACUGGUUUAAAUAUCACUCAUCACAGAUGUUAGCUGUGGCCGGGAAUUAAACUUCGAUUUCCAGUUGAUACCACAGUGUGCAGACCACUAUGCCACCACUCCCCCAUCAUAUAAUACUGUAGUAACUAGAUUCCAGAUACUGGACUGUAAUUUCAUGGAAUUAGGUGCUGUGAUGCAAUCUUGGGGCACUGCUUGUAUAUUGUGCCGUUUGCAAGUUCCUCUCCACAUUGAAUUUUGCUGCUGGUCCUCACAAGUGACUUUGUGUGACUGUCACGAGGUCACCCACGUGAGAUCUUCAACUUUAUGGGUCUAAAGGUGAAGCCAUGCAUUCAUGAAGGAGGUCAAAGACCUCAUUUAUUGACCAAGUGGCUCUGUUGGUGGGGUUAGGAAUCGGGCUGGGACUACCAGGUUUGUCCAUUUUAAGCGUGGUCUACACAAUAAGACUCUUUAGCAUCCCUAAUCGACCAGCUCUGCAAAAACUACAAUAAAUAGACAGAAUGCCAAUUAUGCUUAAUAUAGUAAUGCACUGCAACGUUUGACUUUUAAAAAAUAUUUGCCUGAGUAAUUAAGCAUAACUGAAAAGACAGCGCUUCUAAUUGCAAGUAAUGUACCGUCAAUUUGUUCUGGUAGCCCACAUAAAAGGGGCCAAAUGCAUUUCAUAUCAAAAGGCAUUAGCAUGAGUAAACUUAAUUUACUUACCUUUCCAAUUAGUUGGCAAAUGGAUUUAACUUUGGUCCAAGCUCUGGCGUGUUACACAUUCCCAAUCCACUGCUGGACAAUAAACUUUCGAUGCUGACAGUUCUACCUCCGUGCUUGUGUAAGUGCAAUAAAUUCCAUGAGUUGGGGAAGCAUUUCCUCCGUGAGGGCCAAAUAGGACUUUGAAAUAUAUUUGGUAAACCGCACAUUUUGUAAUUAUACAAUAAGAAUACAAAAUAUGGUGAAGGCUUACCUUUACUACACACAUUGAUGUCGGGUCACAGUUGCAACAUAGGCACGCGGCUAAGAUACCUGCGGUGAUAAGUAUAAUUUGUGACCCAUUUUUAAUGUUGGGCCGCAUGUAGCUGCAGGCCAUAUGAAGCGGUCUGGCCUAUGGGCCAUCGGUUCCCCAAUCCUCCCAUUCAACAUCAUCAGCCCAGAUCAGCCCACUGCUGGUUGGAGGCCUCAAAUCAUAGCCAUCUCUCACGGUUCUGCCAUACACUUUACUGUAUUAAAAGCCAAGACAUCUGUUGCAGGAACCUGGUGGUGUAGGGUUGGCGGCAACAGGGUGGUGCCAUGGCAGCCUUUGAACGCCGGCGUUUUCGCGAUGCUCGCCACUCCAGCACGCUGCUGCGCCUGCUGAACGACCAGCGCAUGGAGGGCGGUGCGCUGUGCGACGUCUCGGUGAUCGUCGAGGGCGUGUGUUACCCCGCGCACUGCUGUGUUCUGGCUGCGUGCAGCUCUUACUUCCGUAGGCUGCUGUGCGGCCACCCAGGCACAGACCGGCCGGCUGUCCUGCAGCUCGACUUUGUGCGCCCGGCCGUGUUCGAGGCCGUUCUCGCUUACAUGUACACGGCCGAGAUCAGCGUCCAGCCCGAGGACCUCGAGCUGGUAGUGGCGUCCGGGCGGGCGCUCGGCGUGGCCUUCGUCGAUGAGAUCUGUGCGGAGAAGCGCGGUGCGUUGUGCGAGGGCCACUCCUGCCAGCCGAUGCCGUCGUCCGUGGCAGGGUCCGCUCCGCGACCCAUGCCGGUUUCACCAUCGGAGGGACGACGCAAAGCGCGCUACCCCUACAGCAUCAGCGAUCGCAUCCACCGGCCCGUCAUGGCACCCUGCAGGCGUCGCUCGCAUGACUGCCUGGAGGCGGAGAAAGGGCAGGGAGCCGCUGCCAUCGUCGUGAGCGGGCCCUACUCGGGCAGCCUUGGCGAAGCGCUGGGCUCUGGAGUGAGCGGCCAUGGCAGCAGCUGCGAGCACGCGUGCGGCGUAAGUGGCGGCCUCUACCGCUGCAGCACACCGGGAGCCCUCGCCGGCCCUGUGGCGCUCGCCUCUGUGGCCGAGCAGUCACGCCACCACCACCACCACCACCGUCACCUGAUGCCAAGCGAGCAGGACUUCCUAGGCGGAGAGGACAUGGACGCGCUGCGCAAAGCUGCCGUGGACUCGGAGGCCACAGAGAACCUGGACUACUUCGUGGGUGUUGGUGGCAGCGGCGGCGGUGGUGGCGGUGGUGGCGGAACGUACUUCUGCGAGCAGUGCGGUCGUGCGUUCUCGUCCGAGCCGAGACUGCGUGCUCACGAGCAGCACCAUGUUGCCGAGCGGCCAUUCACGUGCGUCAUGUGCGACAAGGCCUACAUGCAGCAGCCCCAUCUCAGAGAGCACAUGAAGCAGGUGCACAUGGGCCUGAAGCCGUUUGCGUGCACGCGCUGCGGCAAGGCGUUUGCGCGGGGGCCCGACCUGAAGAAACACGAGCGCGUCCACACCAACGAGCGCCCCUUCAUGUGCCCGCUCUGCCUCAAGGCGUUCAAGCACAAGUCGCACCUCAAGGACCACGAGCGGCGGCACCGCGGUGAGCGCCCCUUCGUGUGCCGCGUCUGCCUCAAGGCGUUCGGGAAGACGUCGGACCUCAAGCGGCACCUCAACACGAUGCACGGACAGCACGCGUCGCCCCUGUCGCCAUCGCAGCUCAUGGGAGGAGGAGGAGGAGGAGGCGACGGCUCGGACAUUUCUCACAUCGCUGGGGCUGCAGUGCUUUAGCUUCUUGCCAAGAGGAGCCUCUGCAAUAUUUUGAGAAGUACAGGGCGGGGGUUUAUGAACUUGUAAACUUAAAACAAUGUGUCAAGUAUUAAACCAAGAUUUUUCUAAUUCGACUUUUAAAAUGAUUAUAAUAUAUUCUUACUGUGUAGGUUUUUCGCAGUUGUGCUGUAUAACUCUCCAAUGUGUUUUCGGGGUUGUGUUGUACCUGUUCGGCAUGACGUCCGCUUCGCGCGUUGGGAGCAGUGUUAGAAACCGAAACUUCUUUGGGAACGAACUCCCAGCACGUAAAGCGAAACGUCAGACGUGGUGCUGGACAACAUACGGUACAACCCGAACACACAUCGGAGAGCAAUAAUAUAUUAUUUUUCUACUUAAUGCACUCGACAUUGCUCUUUCGUUUUUGUGAGAAUUUAAUGUAGAGAUUACCAGGUGUGAAAAUGUCAGAAAUGUAACAUUAUUUGGUUAAAGUUGUGCCCUGAAGCUUUAUUGCUCUGCGUUUUCUCUUGACUCGCGAUGUGUUUUUUGAACAAACUUUAGCUUUGAAGUAAUUAUAUAACUGUUAUGAAUUUUGGUUUCACAAGUGGCCUAUGCCCGAGUCAUUGGAUUUGUAAUUAAUGAAGAAACUUUUAACCAUAUGAUCUCGCAGUGGAAAUUAAAUUGUUAGAGCUUCUUGCAGAACUUCAGGCAUUAUUUAAAAUGUUAUUUAAAAUGUGAUAAAUGUGUGUACAGUAAUUUUAGAUAGGUAAUUGUACAGACUUGUGCCGAUUACAUGGAUUUAAAAAUAUAGUUUAUAAAUAUUUACAUUUUAUCCAUCUGCUUGCUAGGUUCAAAAUGCGGGGGGGGGGGGAACGAUUUAUUGGACUGACACUUUUGAUUUGCUGCCAGUACCAAGCUCCAUUAAAAAGCAUAACCAUCUAGGUGCGGUAUUAAUUUUUUGUCGGCCUUUCACUGCUACAUUUCUUUAUUUUAAUUGUAAAGGUUAAAUUGUGGUAGCUUGGCAGAAUUGAUGGCCGGGUGAAAUAUAAUAAGCAUAUUAUAACACUAAAUACUUGCAGAACAUUACUUAAAUUUUAGGAGGGUCCUGUAUUGGGAUGGUUGGUAAAUACGGUUGAUGAGCGGGAUGGUUUAAUGUGCGCAAAAACUGAAGAACCCAGAGAAAGUCGUAUAUACAAGGGUCUGACACGUCGCAUGUAAUCUUCUGACCGUCUGGCAGCCCCAUGCCUACAUCACCUGGCAAUCUGUGCUGGUCUCCCAUCCUAUUACUACGAACCGAGCUCAACCCUGCUUGGUUUUCAAGAUCUGAUGAGAUUGGGCUGUAUCUAAGGUGAUUUGGACACGAACAUUUGUUAAAAUGUAUUAAAUAGGAUUUCAGUUAAGAGUUAUGUUGUGGUUAAAAUGAUAACAUUCAAUCCACUUAAUUAGAGCAUAUAUAAAUCUACACGUUAAAUGUACAUUUUUAUUUAUAUUGAGUACCUGCACUGGCUAACAUGAGGCACUGCACUAAUUGUGUUAUUGGCAUCGUCUGAGAUGACGCCUCUUGUCUAAACACUUGAGGCAUACGGCAGGAAGCCCCCCCUUGUCAAGCCCAGAAUGCCUCCAUUUGAAGACGCGGCCCCCAAUUUCACGCGGCUUUGGCGAGUAAAAUUGAAACGAGCUUAAUUAAUGUUCCAUUUACAAAUACUCACGGCUGUGCCUGUGGUAGAGCACUUUCGUUCUAAAUGUUGAAAGAGCACUUCUGUGAAGCAGCACUUAUGUGUUUAGUAUUCGGGAGGGUAAAUGCAUUUGUGUUUGCUCUUUCCCAUAAUGUCUUGGUGUACACUUUGGCAAUUGUGCAGCCUGACUAUGUAUGUGCUUAUGAACGCUAAAAGCAUGAAAAGCGGAGUGUCCACGUUUGUCGUUUUAAGUUGCUGCCAUUUAAAAUGUUGAUUUUGAAGAGCUGUCAACUGGACAGCAGCUAAGAUGUUUAUAAAAAAAAAAAUUAUCCUUUCUCUGUACAUUGUACUGUUAUUUUCUUCAUGUCAACAACAUAUAAGCUGCAUCAGAUGAAAUAUACUAUUGCUGACGUUUAACGAGCUCUCCAUGUUAGCUAACGGGCAGAUAAUUUUCAAAAAGGAUUUGUGCUCUAAUGUUAAGUCUGUUUACGUUGUUUUGAUAUUGAAAGGUACAUGAAAUUAAACGUUUGUUGUGUCCAUUAUACAAAAUGUACAUUCCAAAGUGUUUUUUCUUGAGCAGAACACAAAGCCAGUGAUAAAAAUUGUAUUUACAUUCCUCCUAACUGAAUCUGAGGUUUUGUUCGUAUCCAUUACAGCGAACUCACGUGAGUGAAUUGUGCAUUGGUAUUAGGGUGAUUGGUGAGGAAGUUUUUUUUUAUGUUUGUUAGUGGUUUAAUCCCAGGAUUUCACAUUCACCAGUGCAUCAGCAGAUGCUUGUGUUGUACUUCACUGGAGUAAGGCGACUAGUGCAUGUGGCUAAUAUGACUGCAGAGGUUAAAAGUUUGAUUCCAGUAUAAAAAAUAUGUCUAAUUUUGCUUGGGUUUAAAAUUGGUAUUCCAGAAAAAAAUUCUAUCUGGAAAUUAAUUAUUUUUUAUACUGUACCAUUGAAUUUCUAACUGGAACCAAUAUUUCGUACAGUAUUUAAAUUAGAGUUUUAUCGUUAAUUGAUAAAAUGACCACAAAUAACCAAAUGUGUGUCAUUAAGGAAGAACAUUUCUUGUAGCUUUAAGAGCACGGUUGAGUACAUAUGGUGCGAGAGAAGUUCAAAAUACAUAUGCAGUAUCACCAUUAAUAUCAAUGGUCUAACUAUAAAGACACAAUGUUAUCCGUUACUGUUUGUACAUACAACUCUUAAUUCACCCUUGGUUGAAUGACUAAAUAAUUUUAUGUGUCCAGUCCGCUGUAGUUACGUAAAGUUGGAAAUUAUCAGAUGUAUGAGAUUCACGUGAACAAAUAAAUAUACUUUGCUACUUAGCUAAAUAUAA